Exaiptasia diaphana is the source of this 339-nucleotide messenger RNA. Its product is annotated as nitrogen regulatory protein P-II homolog. The record is from RefSeq and is a predicted model, not a curated record. Bases 1 to 339 code for a protein of 112 amino acids. Gene Ontology annotation, molecular function: enzyme regulator activity; ATP binding. Gene Ontology annotation, cellular component: cytosol. NCBI's taxonomy places the organism in Eukaryota, Metazoa, Cnidaria, Anthozoa, Actiniaria, Aiptasiidae. The transcript has a single exon. Gene Ontology annotation, biological process: regulation of nitrogen utilization.
AUGAAGCUGAUCAAGGCUUUUGUCAGAGUCGACAAGAUUGACGACGUGCUCGGAGGCUUGGAGCUGGCCGGUGCGCCCGGCGCCACGGUGUCGCGGGUUCACGGUGUUGGUUACGGCUACCGACGGCACCUUGGAGGCCUCGCCCCGAACGAUCUUUCGAAGACCGAAGAUGCCUUCAAAGUCGAGGUCGUCUGUCGCGCAGAGCAGGUCGCUGACCUUCUGGACGCCGUGGUGACCCGUGCGAGGACCGGCUUCGCCGGCGACGGCAUCGUCUUCGUCACCCACGUCGAGCAAGUCCUGAAGAUCCGAGAUGGCAAGGAAGGUCGAGAAGCCCUUUGA